CCCCCCCCCCGGCGGAAAAUCAAAGGAAAAGGUAUGCGACGACAGCCUAGUCGCUGUCUAUCUUAGCGCGCCGCACGCUUUCCUCGAGAUGUGGUACAUUUUCCUGGUGGUUGGCCAGCGCUGCGCCGGGUGUUGUGGAUCGGGCCGUCUUUCGUUCCUGCAGCAUACAGAAUUCCCUGAUAUGAUAUGAUAUGAUAUGGACCAGUUUACGAGGAUAUUGUACAUUGACCAACCAAGUCUAUCGCUUUGUUUACCCUACGGGAGGUCUGGAUGUGUAUUAAUAGGAAUACCGGAGCUAUCGUUGUGGAGUCACUUACCGAUGAAAUAUGUAAACACCUGCGCGGGGCAUGGCGUGCCCGGAGUGCUGAAGUAGUAUGUAUCUAACCGUCAUGACCUAUGAAACAGUGGUGGUUGAAAAACUCCUGUCUGGGUCCACUGAGCUGAGGCGAGAAAUUUGGGUGGAGAUAACUUUUUUAAGUUUUCUGGGAACUGCGCCGUACUUCUGGUGUUCAGUUCAUACCGGCGUAAUAUUUGUCGAAGCUCCCCGCACUAAAGAACCCCACCAUCAUUCUUUCUCAAUUCUCCGGACACAGAACCACGAGAAGCAACCGCCAUUGAUCAGAAGCUGCUUGCGUGGGAAGAUAACCUACACGCAUUAUUUGUUCUUGAGAUGUGCAUUUGCUGAUUCGCUUUCGCUUGCAAGGACGCCAGCCUGCGAGCAGAGAACAACGCACCCAUCUGAUUCUUUCUUUCUUUCUUUGGUUUUUUUUUUU
Messenger RNA from Aspergillus caelatus, 773 nucleotides. RefSeq lists its product as uncharacterized. The record is from RefSeq and is a predicted model, not a curated record. The transcript has 2 exons. NCBI's taxonomy places the organism in Eukaryota, Fungi, Ascomycota, Eurotiomycetes, Eurotiales, Aspergillaceae. The annotation marks the transcript as partial.